Talaromyces rugulosus is the source of this 810-nucleotide messenger RNA. RefSeq lists its product as uncharacterized. The coding region runs from base 1 to 810 and encodes 269 amino acids. The record is from RefSeq and is a predicted model, not a curated record. The transcript is spliced from 3 exons. Lineage: Eukaryota; Fungi; Ascomycota; Eurotiomycetes; Eurotiales; Trichocomaceae.
AUGGCUUCGACAACGCCCGACUAUGUCUUUACGCGGGACUACCUCGACAAUAACCGCAUGAACCUCCAACACUAUCAAUGGAUUGCGCUGUUUGGUUAUCUCCUGCAUCCGGUCAUCCCGACUGACAGAGCCAACCUGCGCAUCGCUGACGUUGGUACCGGCACGGCGGUAUGGCUAACGGAACUUGCAUCUUGCUUGCCGGAUACAGUCAAGUUCGAAGGCCUUGACGUCUCCAUGGCGGCGGCCCCGCCUGCACAGUGGUUGCCCGCUAACGUGAUUCUGCGCCACUGGGACAUCAAAGAGCCCGUUCCGAGCGAGCUUUUGGGGGCCUACGAUGUGGUGCACGUUCGUAACCUGGCAUUUGUAUUGCGUGGCAGUGAGGUGCCCGCCGUGCUAGAGCGCCUGGUGUCGCUGCUCCGACCCGGCGGUGCGCUGCAGUGGGGAGAGCCGGACGUAUCUUCUUUCCGCAUUGAGACAGUCACCGCGCUGAGAUCGCUUUUGACGCUCUCGCAGCCUCAAGAUGACCGACUGCGCCCAACGUGGGUGCCGCAGCUGCCCAAAUUGUACCGCGCUGCGGGCUUAGCCGCAGUCGAGGAGGACGUACGCGACGCCCCGUCACAUUUAGCGCUGGCAAUGCAUGAAUGCAACCUGCCAAUUCACGAACUGGUCGCGCGAAAAAGCAAGAACAAGGCCGUGAUUGAAGCUGUACAAGACCUAAUGCCUCAGGUCAAGGCCGAGACGCGCCAGGGCGCCUGCUGGGCGUUUACACGUUGGAUAGUUGUGGGGUGGAAGAACAGUGAGGACAAGUAA